Oncorhynchus tshawytscha (Chinook salmon) is the source of this 2350-nucleotide messenger RNA. RefSeq names its product protein ecdysoneless homolog. Gene Ontology annotation, cellular component: nucleus. The transcript is spliced from 9 exons. NCBI's taxonomy places the organism in Eukaryota, Metazoa, Chordata, Actinopteri, Salmoniformes, Salmonidae. The record is from RefSeq and is a predicted model, not a curated record. Bases 1453 to 1896 code for a protein of 147 amino acids.
GGAAAUGUAUUUUGAUCUCCUCUAAAUGACCUUUUGCAAAAAUAUAAAAGACUACAACUCCCUGUGUUCUGUGCGAUAUUCCUAUUGCGCUACAAAAUUAUGUCCGUCUCUCACCUGGGAACGUUGUCUACGUAUAGAAUUCAAAACAAUUGUGAUUCCACAUUUUUUGUAAAUUGUACAACUUUUCUAUUGAUUCAUUAUAUUUUUUGUGUAUCGUAAUUUUGAAGCAAAAUUGAAUCGAAGUAUAUUAUUAUUUCUGGGAUAAAUGCGUGUCGUAUAGGAACCAAUUACAAAAACGGUAGUAUUAUAACCGAGAUCUAUUAAUGGUAGGGGAAAAAAUAGUUCCUCUAACGGCAUGAGAAUGACAGAACUUGACAACUAAUUUUAUUUUUAUGGGAGUCCUUCUUGAAGAUUAACGUUAAAACAUAUACAUAAUAAACAAGGCAAGGUUCAUCAAGCCACCCCCACUAUGGACCCACUUGGGAGAACAGCCUUGCUAGAUGGCAUGGUCCAGUACUAUCUCUUCUUGGUUCAGCCUAACCUCUUAGACACACAGUCUGAUGAUCUACGUCUGAGACUGGCCAAGGUUGCCCCUCUCCUUGUGCAGUAUAUCUGGCAAGAGCAGCCAUUCAACCUCAAGUACCACACUGAGAAAGGCACAGUACUGGUUCUGACCUGGAUACAAAUGUUUUUUGAGGAUUGAAGGAUUUGUUAUACAAAUCAUUUUGAUGCUUUGACUGAAUUAAUGGUGAUCAUGUCUUGAUUGUACCUGCAAGGGGAGUUCCUGCACACUUUGGAGGCAGCGCUGUGUUUGGGGACAGUGUGGAGGAUGAGUGGUUCAUCUUAUACCUCCUGCUUCAGAUCACACAAGCCUUCCCAGAACUUGGUGCCAGGCUAGAGUACAAUAAUGGGGAGUUCCUUCUGAUUGAAGCAGCAGACUAUCUUCCCAAGUGGUUGAACCCAGAGAGCAGUGGAAACCGAGUGUUCCUCUACAGGGGUGAGCUGUACAUCCUGCCCUGACCUCCCGCUCUAGUGGAGUUGGCCUGCCCAUGAACGCAGUGCCCAGCGUGAACCAUACUCUGGUCCUGCUCUCGUCCCACACACAGGCCUGUCUGGCCUGCCCCAAGAUCCGCACUGCUCUAGGGAAAAGACUGGAGGGGGCCCCAGGUGAGGAGAUCCUUCAGCUGCUACAGAGCUGGGAUCCCUGCAACGUGGAAGAACUGAGGAAACGCGAGGCCCAUCUUCCCCCAGAGGACAGUGGGUGAGAGUUGGCUGGAUAUUUCAGCCCAGGAGCUAGAGCAUCUGUUGGAGCAUAGGUCGAGGAGUGGGGGUGGGUGGCUUAAGCCAAUCCACACCGAACAGACGCAGGGGGGGGGGAAGGGGUGAGGAGGAGGAGGGGGCAGCUACAGCCUGGUGGCUGUGACCCAAGGCAUAAAGAACUUCAUCAACGCCAUGUCUUCACAUGAGGGGGCCCAUCUACCCUGGUCCCAUUCAAAUGAGCCUUUCGGGUUUGAUCCAGACUCUAUGGCCAGUGCACUGGACAGACUACUGGGGGCUAAGGAUGAGGAGUUGGAUUCAGGUGACCUAGAUGAUGUCGAUGAGGCCGUGGAUGGUCCUACCGGACUGCGAGGGGAUGAAGGGGCAGAGGCUUCGGAAGGUCUUAGGAAGUACAUGGAUGAGAUGGACCAUGACCUUUUGGGCACCAGCAUGGGACAGAGCUUCAACCAGCAGGGCACCAAUAAAGCAGGCCCAGCAGCCAAUGGCUGCCCUCGUUCCCCCAGUGGGGAGGGUGUGCUGGGUGAGGAUGAGGAGAUCCAGCCCCUGGACAUAGACCUUAACAUGGUCACUAACCUCCUGGAGUCUCUGAGCUCCCGGGCUGGCCGGGCCGGCCUCUAACCUGCUGCAGAGUCUGGGCAUCCACCUGCCACCCAAUACUGACCGUUCAUGCUGAACACCUGCCCCUCAACUCUGACCAUUCAUUGAGAACUCUGACCGCUCAUUAUGCCCUAGCAAAGAAAAUCACCCAACACCUAGUUCUUACUGUCUGCGCAGCCUAGAUACACUGCCCUUUAAACUUUUUGCUCACAGAGUACACCAUGGACCACACCAGAAUCAAUAAUGUACAUCAGGACAGUGGUUUGACAACUGGAUCAUGUUUGCCAUUCUGAAUGCAGGAUCUAAAAGGUAACUGUAACCCUACAAAGUUGUGAUCCUAACGUAGAGGCACUUUCUCCCCUUUUGGAUAUUUGAAUCGGAUUGUCCUAAAUAUAACAUGUAGUUUCAAAUGUUUUUUGUUUGUUUUACAGCACUUAAAUCAUUACUUAGUCAAAUAAUAAAGUCGUACAGCACA